Molecule: messenger RNA, 1168 nt
Organism: Oldenlandia corymbosa var. corymbosa
Lineage: Eukaryota; Viridiplantae; Streptophyta; Magnoliopsida; Gentianales; Rubiaceae
Source: the annotation of a GenBank genome assembly
GAAAGAGUAAAAUCAGCAAUUUCAGUGAAAAUUAUACCCUUAUGCACGGAUAUUUGCUUAUCAAAAGGGGUAUUCAUGGAGUUUCCGCAAACAUAGAGGGAAGUUGAUGUAAUUUACACUUCCUUUCAUCUCACAAAACAAAACCAUACAAUUACAUAAUUACAUACAUUCUUCCAUUCAAUCACACACAGACUGGCACACACUCGCAUACAUUCUACCCUUUGAUUCUCUUUUUUAGUCCCCUCUGUCUCUCAAACAUAUACUCAUUUAUUUCAGUUUCCCCAGAGUAUAUGGUACUGAAUCUAAUGAUGAUUCCAUCAUCAUCAUCAUCAUUUAUGGCAUCAAUGUGGCAACUUUUGACGAUAUCAAUGAUUUUCAUGUCAAUCCCAUCUUUAUUAAAAGCUGCUAAUGAUGAGCCCCAAUUACCAACUUCAACCAUUUCAGCUGCUCCGGCAUUGCUGCCUGCCUUAUCUCCUUUAGCUUCACCACCAUUACCGGCCGGAACAGGUCCGGCAGCAUCCUCACCGGACAUAACUCCUCUGUUUCCUUCACCAGGGGGACCAUCUCCGAGUGAAUCCACAUUUCCCACAAUUCCUUCCAGCCCAAGCCCUCCAAACCCGGAUGCAAUUGGUGCUGCUCCAGGCCCUGGAAUGGCUUUUUCACCUGUUGGGCCGUUGCAAAUGGAGUCCUCCCCCUCCUCCUCGAAUCCGGUGUUUCAAGUUUCGAGCUUUUUGAGUUCAGCCAUUGUUUCAGCUCUGUUUGUUGUAUUAUACUGGUGAGUUUUGCAGAGCUUGGGCUAUGCAGCAACUUUAUACCAUAUAGAUUCUUCUUCUUCUUCUUCUUCUUCUUUCUUCUUCUUCUUCUUUUUCAUUUCGGUAAUGUGAUUGUGAGCCUACAUUUAUGGUACAAAAUUUCACUUCUUAUCACUGUGUAAAGUAUUCAACCCCUUGCUUUCUGUGUGUGUGUGUGUGUGUUAAUUAUAAAGCACAAUAAAUGUUAAAAGUAGGACUUUUUGGUAGUUAUUAAAUGUAUUUCUCAUUGUUUACUUACAGAAUCAAUCAUGAGGUGAUGAUUACGGAUUUUUAUUUUUAUUUUUUUGAAACGAGAUGAAGAUUGUUAUGAUUUUAGUUAUCUAAAGUGAUUAAAAAUUAAAAAGGUUGUUUCUUUA